AACACUCACUGAAAUCAACGGGAAUCCUUCUAUUGACAUCAGUGGGAGUUGGACCACACCCCUGUGAAGAGAGAGUAGAUAUUUUUAGGAAACUGGCUGAAUAAUGGUGACCCCAGAUUAUGAUGCUGAGCUAAAGUAGAGGACUCUGAUUAAACCAGAAUUGAAGCUAAAAUCAGACCCAAUGGAAGAGAGCCUUGUACACCCUAAUAGAUUAAUACCUUUUAGAGGCUCCAUAGCCAGAAAUUCAAGUACUAAAGAUUUUUACUAAGCAUACAUAGCACCUAAUUUUUUGGAACAAUAUCAGUUUCCUAAAGCAAAUCAUCCUGGGCCCUAUUAGAAUAAUAUUAAUUGUAGGGUAUAGUGUUGCAACGUCAGUGAACAGGUUGGAUUAUUGUAAUCUAGUGCCCUGGAAUCUCCCUGAACAAGGCACUCAGGACAUGUACCAAAACCAGGAAACGAGGAGACGAUUGUAUGGGCAGUGGAUGGAAGAAAAAGAAAAAAAAAACGAGCAAAGGGAAUGUGAUGGUUGCUCUGAACAAGAGUCACAACCACCUGCUUUCAUUGGAAUAGGACACCACGACCAAGGAAUGCAACAGCUAAAUUUGGAAGGAAAGAACUAUUGCACGUCCAAAACAUUGGACAUCUCUGACUCAGACAAGAGAAAGCACUUCAUGUUAUCAGUAAAAAUGUUCUCUGGCAAUAGUGACAUUGGUGUGUUCCUCAGUGAAUGGAUCAAAGUAAUCUCCAAACCUUCUAAAACGAAACAAUCACUGAAAAAUGUAGACUUAUGUAUUGCAUCAGGGACAAAAGUGGCACUAUUUAAUAGACUUCAAUCCCGAACAGGUAGCAUCAGAUACUUGCACAUAGAGGGAGAGGAAUUUGCAGGGAGAGAUGGCUCCAUUCAUUACGGACAGACUGUCAAACUUGAGCAUUCAGAUACUGGCAUGGCAUUCUCAAGACUGAUUAUUUGAAAAAUGGAUAAAGAGACAGCGUUACUGGAGGCAGAUGAUCCAGCAUCGCAGCUCCAUAAAUAUGUAUUCUACCUUAAAGAUACAGCAAGAAUGUACUUGUGCCUUUCCCAGGAGAAAUAAUCCAAUUUCAUGGCAAUGUUGGCAAUGGGGAUCAAACCUGGGACCUCUGGAGCUAAAUGGCACAUCUCUCUUAGCCAAGGCUGUAGCAGGCUAAUCAAUUUCUAGGGGAUGUGCCACUCCAAGCAAGCAGGAUAAAAACCUAUAAAAAUCAAGUUGAUAUAUCUACCUUAUCAGACAUUAUGUACCGUUUCUUGCAAGCAUCAUCCUUACGGAACUCCCCGUGAAGUCCAUGGGAGUUCUGAGUGGCAGACAGAUUACAGACUUAGGUCCAAAAAAGGAGGUUUGGGAAAAUUUCCCUGGAAUAUUUCUGCUACAAAUGGAACAUGCACACACCAAACGGCAGGAUAGCCUCAGCCUCCAAAUGUGC
This is a messenger RNA of Chrysemys picta bellii (western painted turtle), 1458 nucleotides long. Lineage: Eukaryota; Metazoa; Chordata; Testudines; Emydidae. The record is from RefSeq and is a predicted model, not a curated record.